This is a messenger RNA of Malaclemys terrapin pileata, 361 nucleotides long. RefSeq names its product histone H4. Gene Ontology annotation, biological process: nucleosome assembly. Gene Ontology annotation, molecular function: structural constituent of chromatin; DNA binding; protein heterodimerization activity. Lineage: Eukaryota; Metazoa; Chordata; Testudines; Emydidae. Gene Ontology annotation, cellular component: nucleosome. The record is from RefSeq and is a predicted model, not a curated record. The transcript has a single exon. The coding region runs from base 33 to 344 and encodes 103 amino acids.
AGUUGGUCGGUUGUGUGUGACUUGAUUUCACCAUGUCUGGUCGCGGUAAGGGUGGUAAAGGCUUGGGGAAGGGAGGUGCCAAGCGCCAUCGUAAAGUGCUUCGGGAUAACAUCCAAGGCAUUACCAAGCCAGCUAUUCGUCGCUUGGCUCGACGCGGGGGGGUGAAGCGUAUUUCGGGCUUGAUCUAUGAAGAGACCCGCGGAGUGCUGAAGGUGUUCUUGGAGAACGUGAUCCGCGAUGCUGUCACUUACACUGAACAUGCCAAGCGAAAGACGGUAACGGCUAUGGAUGUGGUUUAUGCCCUGAAGCGCCAGGGUCGCACUCUCUAUGGUUUUGGCGGCUAAACGGGUCACUAAAGUCA